Messenger RNA from Cryptosporidium muris RN66, 1275 nucleotides. Its product is annotated as suppressor of stem-loop protein 1, putative. Gene Ontology annotation, biological process: DNA-templated transcription; nucleotide-excision repair; regulation of transcription by RNA polymerase II. The transcript has a single exon. The record is from RefSeq and is a predicted model, not a curated record. Gene Ontology annotation, cellular component: transcription factor TFIIH holo complex; transcription factor TFIIH core complex. Lineage: Eukaryota; Apicomplexa; Conoidasida; Eucoccidiorida; Cryptosporidiidae. The coding region runs from base 1 to 1275 and encodes 424 amino acids.
AUGGAUUUAGUAGAAAAGAUUGCAGAUGUAUACAAAAGGAAUGAGAGAUUUGAUAAUGAUACACUUCUUUAUACAUGGGAACAAGGUGUUAAUAAAACCUGGGAAAAGUUAGUUGAGACUAGUAGUGGUUUGGCAUUACUAGAUCAUAGUCUACAGAGUGACCAGUGGAAUAUUACAAAACAGGAGCUUGAUGAUAUACUCAAAAUCUCAAAAUCUUUGAAUACUAGACGUGGAUUUUUGCGAAAUAUAGUUAUUAUACUUGAUAUGUCAUCUAGUAUGCUAGAACUAGAUUAUAAACCAGAUCGUCUUCAAUGUAUGGUGAGAUGUAUUGAUACUUUUAUUUGUAACCUUUUGCAGGAGAAUCCACUUACUCAGAUAUCCGUAAUAUCUAUACGAAAUGGUUUAACUAGUAUAGUUACUACUUAUAAUUCAAAUUAUAGAGAAAUAGUUAGUGGAAUUUUAUCUGAAGCAAAAAAUGGGUGUAGUGGAGUUAUGUCAAUUAGAAAUGGUCUGGAAAAGGCUAAACAACUCUUGGCUUCUAUUCCUCCAUAUGGAACCAAGGAAAUUGUUUUUUUUUUGGGGAGUAUGAGAAGUAUUGAUAAUGAUUCAAUGCUGAACGAGUGGCUUGAUGAUUUUAUUGCUCACAACAUAGUUAUCAAUGCCCUACUUUUUAUUCCAGAGUUGUUUAUAAUAAAAACUAUUACCACGAAAACUGGUGGCAUAUGUUUAUGUGCUUUGAAUAGUGAACAUAUGCUGCAACUUUUACUUGAGAACUUUGUUAAACCACCCUCAUACAGUCAAUUAAAUACACCACUACAUAUAAAUUUGGUUCCAAUGGGAUUUCCUAUGUACUUCAAUAAUUCUGGCUAUCCCUUACAAUGCUCAUGUCACAAGUCAAUUACAAGUGAUGGUUACUGCUGUCCAAGAUGUAAAUCCUUGGUAUGUUAUCUUCCUAUUAAAUGCCCUAUAUGCAAUUUAUACUUAGCUUCAGCAAAUCACUUGACUAAGUCAUUUGCUUUUUUAUUCAAACCACCAUCUAUGGAAGUUUUACAGCUAAAUCCUGGUGAAUAUAAAUCUGAUAUACCGAGACAUUGUAGAUUUUGUCAGAAUCUAUUUACUAGUAAAGCUACUUAUAGAAAUGGUUUCCCAUUCUCCCUUAUAAAGUGCACAAAUUGCUGCUCUUUUCUUUGUAUAGAUUGCUGCAAACUUAUUUUACUUGCACUACAUCAAUGUCCAGAAUGUUUUAAUUCCACAAAAUCUUUAGAUAAUACUUAG